AUGUCAUCUUGGUACUCGAGGAUCCUCACCAACACCACCUCUCAGAUCUCGAACCUGCAGAGUCGCUUGUUGCAGAGUGAAAAUGACGGCGACACGGAAGACGACACCCACGUGUGCAGAGUAUUGAGAGGCUACUACACCGAGAAGGGCCGUCCGUUCCCAGGCUGGCUUCCGCCCGACCCAAAGGCACCACCCCCAGCAGCGCCCGUCUACGCCCAACCAGCCCAGCAAGUCGGCGCACGAUACGGAGGUCUGCAGCAGCAACAGCCAGCUGGUCCUACGACGGGUUUGAGCUCUUUGUGGGACAACAACGGCGGCGCGCAACAGAGGCAGGACACGAUGAGCCUGCGACAAGGUCGCGGAGCUCCCCCACCGAUGCGAGGCGCCGAGCAGCAGCCCGCGCGACUGAGCCCCUUUGCCCGAGCCGGAGACAAUGGGCGUGAAGAGGUGCAGGCCCGACCUCUGCCCAGUCAGCGAGCGGGCAGUUACCAGCAGAGUGCGGCGUAUGGAAGAGACACGACGAACACACCGCCGGGUAGCUCAGCGGGCGGCUCAGCACAGGAUCGGCUUAAGCAGCGACUAUGGGGAGGUGCGAGAACAACCAGUCCGGCAUCUGGAGGCCAAGGGCCGUUCCAACCACCGACGGGCAGAGGCGGGAGCGGUGACUACGAAGACCGAUUUGCUCCGGGCGGCAUGUACGAUGGAAAUGGAGGCAGUGGUGGAGGUGGAGGCGGAGGCAGGCCAUUUGUGGCAUCCAACUCUCCGUGGUCGAACAACGAUCCUGGCUAUGGUGGAGGCAGCGGCGGCGGUGGUGGUGGUGGCAGUGGUGGGCGAACAGGACUGCCUGCUGGCCCAAGACGCCAAGGUCUCCCCAGUGGUCCUCGUAUGAGGUAA
Colletotrichum fioriniae is the source of this 894-nucleotide messenger RNA. RefSeq lists its product as uncharacterized. The record is from RefSeq and is a predicted model, not a curated record. NCBI's taxonomy places the organism in Eukaryota, Fungi, Ascomycota, Sordariomycetes, Glomerellales, Glomerellaceae.